This is a messenger RNA of Manis pentadactyla (Chinese pangolin), 879 nucleotides long. RefSeq lists its product as uncharacterized. The record is from RefSeq and is a predicted model, not a curated record. NCBI's taxonomy places the organism in Eukaryota, Metazoa, Chordata, Mammalia, Pholidota, Manidae. The coding region runs from base 1 to 876 and encodes 291 amino acids. The transcript has 2 exons.
AUGGGUGUCUGGACCCGACCCGCUGUACGUGGAACUCCCCAGGCUGAGGAUUUAAAGGCUAGAGCUGGCAGCGGGUCACCACGUCCCCAAUUUUCUCUGACCCCUUUUAUUCGCUGCCAACAAGGGGCAAAGUGCGCAGAGUUGGCCCGCGGUGGAAGACCCGAAUGGGCGGGAGAGGGGAGGAGACAGAGGGCCAAGGCGUGCAGCGAGCAGGAGACGCGAAAACAGGAUGCUGCAGACACACCGCGGCUUUGCCGCGGCAGCCCCUGCCCCUGCCCCUGCCUCUGCCCCUGGGGAAAUGCUAAUGAUUAUGCAGACUCUGCCGCGUCAUUGGCCGAAGGGAAUUUGGUGCCACCACGUCCUGCCGUUGCCAUUGGCUCGGCGCAAUCUGCUGUUCCCUCUGCCGCGAGCUCUCGCUCCCCCUCCCCUCCCUUUCCCCAGCUCGGCUUCUCUUCCACCGGCCGCUGGACCUCUGCCCGGCACCUCGCGGCCUUGGAGGCGCUUGGGAGCGUUCUCUCUGGAAGAGGGAGAGGUCCCGAUCCGGGAGUGGGGGCCACGCGACGCCAAGUAGACCAGCUGAAUUCCCGCGGCUGCGGGCGGGCUGCACGGCACACACACGUAGAUCCACAGAUGUGUGGACCUGCACGCGCGCUCGGGCUUCAGCUGCUAGGCAUGCCCAGCAGGGGGGUCGUUCUCCGCCGGCCUCAGUGCGUGAUCUCCUCGCGUUGCCCGCGCCUGCGGAACGUGAGCGGGAUGUUUUGGAGACUCCUGAGAUUGUCAGGUUGGGAUUUUGGAAUCCCUUCCAUGGAAAAAGGCAGGAAGCACGUGCUUUCAUCUGGAAGCAGGCAAAAGGCUUUGUAUGUGGAACAAGAAUAGCUA